AUGUCGUGGACACGCUUGCCCACACGGGUGCGGCUCGAGAUCCUUCAACAUCACCUUCGCUCGACUGAAGCCAUCGAUCGCUCUACGCAUCUCGACAACCUCGUUUGGGGAGAUUUGGAAGUACUCAUCAGUACUCAGAACAUGCAGCUGGUGCAACUGUCUCUCGAAGCGUACUACACCUCCAACACAUUCGUUGUCAAGCCAGAAACAGUAUACAAACGCCUUCUUCAGACGAAGGUCUUCCGGCCUCGCACAAAGCAUGCUCUCAUGAUGAAGCGACUUAUCGAUGAGACAGCUCCACCAGCACCAGUGACCAAGGUCUCUAUGUCGCGAGCAGACUCGGGUGUCUGCCUCCAAGACUCGGCUUUCCAGAGCGAUGAAGAUGAACUGGACGAGCUGAACUCCAUGCAAGGCUCAACGUCGGAAGAGUCAGCUCCUGACGAAGGUCCAGCUUCGCACGGCUUGUAUUGGGCGAUGCACCGCACGGCGCUGAACAGAUCGGCUAGGCUGAACCGGUUGCUUGAGAAACGAUGCAGCUAG
This is a messenger RNA of Boeremia exigua, 540 nucleotides long. RefSeq lists its product as uncharacterized. The record is from RefSeq and is a predicted model, not a curated record. NCBI's taxonomy places the organism in Eukaryota, Fungi, Ascomycota, Dothideomycetes, Pleosporales, Didymellaceae. The transcript is spliced from 2 exons. Bases 1 to 540 code for a protein of 179 amino acids.